Molecule: messenger RNA, 1653 nt
Organism: Trypanosoma theileri
Lineage: Eukaryota; Euglenozoa; Kinetoplastea; Trypanosomatida; Trypanosomatidae
Product: acyl transferase-like protein
Exons: 1
Coding region: 1-1653 (550 amino acids)
Biological process (GO): fatty acid biosynthetic process
Cellular component (GO): fatty acid synthase complex
Molecular function (GO): fatty acid synthase activity; [acyl-carrier-protein] S-malonyltransferase activity
Source: RefSeq, a predicted model, not a curated record
AUGAGACGUGCAUUGGUUUUCUCAGGUCAGGGUUCUCACCGCCAAGGGAUGUCAAUGGAAUACGUACGAAUUCCUGCGGUAGCCUCUCUAUGGGAGCGUAUAAAGGGACGAAUGGAACAGAACUAUGGUAUUUCACUGCAAGAGGUUAUAACAGAAAAUCCUCAGAGAAUACACGUAUAUAGUGAUGCACUCGAUGUGAAGAAAAUUCUUCAACAAAGUUGUUUUGAGGAACGAAACUCUGCUGAGUCUAUGGAACGAAAAAAGUUGAUCUCACACCCACAUGGAGUGAUGUCUUUAACAUACUUGACCCAACCAUGUAUGUUGGCGGCACAAAUGAUGGCUUUGGAAUAUUUAAAAGUGACACGUGGUUACUCUGUAGAAUCUGCUGCUGUUAUUGCUGGUCAUAGUCUUGGAGAAUUUUCAGCUCUCUGUGCUAUUGGGGUAUUUUCACCAGAAGUUGCUGUUGAUCUUGUUUAUAAACGAGGUGUAUUGAUGGAGGAUGCACUUGAACAGUUUUCUAUGAAUCGUGAAAACUACGUGAUGUAUGCUUGUCAUCCUGGUAAGGCAAAACUUGAUGAUGAAGAUUUGGAUAUUGCGGUAGAUAAAUUUCAUGUUUUGGUAGAACUUGUUGCUCAAUCUUUAUCUACUACUACUUCUUUUGUAGAAGUUGUUAAUUACAAUAUUGAUCAUGAACAAUAUGUAGUGGCAGGAGAUCGAGUUGGAAUGGCAGCUCUUGGAAAAUGUUUGGAUCCACAAUUUCGUGCUAGUAUGUGUGGUCCAUCUGCCAGUUUAGAUCAUAUUGCCCGUACCGCUGUCUCAUCUGUACGGCAAGAUAAAGAGGAAGGAGUAACAAUGAAUCCCAAUAAAGGACCAUUACCAGAUUUUGUAACUUCUUCAGUUCGUAAAUAUGGUGUGCGAUCAACAUUUCGUCGCUUUUUACGGGGACCAGAUGAUGGAUAUACACCAUCACUUGAUGAACUAACACAUUUAACACUUCAAGAUGAUGGACGAAGUGGAUUAAAGAAAAAAUCAUGGUUUAUUCCUCUCUCUGUAAAUGUACCGUUUCACAGUAGUCGACUCCGUAGGGCAAUGGAUCUUUUUCUUCCCGUUGUUCACAGUGCAUUGCCAGAAGAAUCUACACUGCGUUCUUUGCUUGGUGUAAGUAAGGAUAUAAGUAAUGAGACUAGUACUUCAUCAUCAUCAUCAUCAUCUUUGUCUUUGGUAAAAGGAGGAAAACCUGUAUGGCUAACAAAUCUUACAGGUAAUGCUUUUCAACCAUUUGAUACUGUUUUUCAGAAGGACUCAUUGGAGAUGAUGCAUUCUAUGAAUGUUGGUGAAGUUCGUCACCAUGGUCGUUAUCAAACAGAUCUUGUGGAGAAAACGUUUAAGAAAGGUGUAGAAGAAGGUAGCGUGCGUGAUAUGUGUGCUGCUGUUCUAGCUGCUCAGCUAGCGCAUCCAGUGCAGUGGAUUGAUUUAAUGGAUGUUGCAGUCAUUCAUAAUGGUAUUCGUGAAGUCCAUGAAAUUGCACCCGUAAGAACAACAGCUGAUAUGUUUAAGCGAACAGUAUUUCAUGAUGAUUCUGCGAAAGGUGCUUCUGGUGCUGCAUUAGAAAUUGUGACACGCUGUCUUCCCUCAGAGGAGCGUUUUUUGUAA